This is a messenger RNA of Suillus paluster, 3411 nucleotides long. RefSeq names its product copper radical oxidase-like protein. The record is from RefSeq and is a predicted model, not a curated record. The coding region runs from base 104 to 3169 and encodes 1021 amino acids. The transcript has 17 exons. Lineage: Eukaryota; Fungi; Basidiomycota; Agaricomycetes; Boletales; Suillaceae.
UUCCUUGAUGUCCCUUGUUUUCCAUCACAGCGUCUACCAGCUGUUUCCAGCGCAGAGAUCACCCAGAAAAGUAGAUGGGAAGGGAAGCUCCAGGGAUGUAUAAAUGCAGCUUUCCCCAGCAGGUGUCGAUCACGACAAGAUGGCUGGUCUUACCGCCUUCUCGUUGAUUUGGAUCAUAUACUCGCUCACAAAACCCGCCGAUGCAUACCGCUUCCCCUCACACCAUCUUCAUCGACGUGCCACCAGUUGGACUGCACUUGGAUGCUGGACCGAUAAUGUUGGUGGUGCAAGAACGCUUUCUGCAGCUGCAUACACAGACACUGUGAAUAUGACUAUUGAGUCAUGCAUCAACUUCUGUUCGACCGGCUCCAACGCCUACGUUUACGCAGGUGUCGAAUAUGCCCAGGAGUGUUACUGCAGCAACUACUUCUCGAGUGGCGCCACUAAUACCACCUCGUCUGAUUGUAACAUGCCCUGUACUGGUAACGCAAGCGAAUUCUGCGGUGCUGGCAACAGACUGGAUAUAUUCUGGAGUGGGUCCCAACCUCCCCCUCCACCCGUCCUGGUACCUAGUGUUGGGAACUGGUCGCUGCUCGGAUGCUACAACGACUCAGCGACGCGAGCCUUGCCAUACGGUGUGGGCGUGACUGGAGGCGUGACUGUCGAAUCGUGUAGCACCGCGUGUUACAAUGCUGGAUACCCUUAUGCGGGCAUGGAAUACGCUGAUGAAUGCUACUGUGGGUUGACCAUCGAGAACAACUCUGGUCCAACGGCAAACGCGGAUUGCGAUAUGACAUGCGCGGGAAAUUCGUCCGAGUUAUGCGGAGGGCCUAACCGGCUCAGUAUGUAUAACUACACCCAGCCUCUUCCGACAACUCCUAUUACCAAUGCUGGUGGUAAUCCUGGUACAGGUAGCACUGUCUCGCCAGUGACCUCUGGCUUAACUGGCAACUGGACAUAUGGAGGAUGCUACGUCGACAACGUAAAUGGGCGUAUAUUGGGGAACGAACUUGACAGCGCUUCCACCACAGUGCAGAGUUGCAUCGCAAACUGUGCCGGGCAAAACUUCACUAUCGCAGCUAUCGAGUACAGCACGCAAUGCUUCUGCGGUGAUUAUCUCAUUAAUGGGGCUACGAAAGGAGUGGACAGUGACUGCAAUAUGGGCUGUGGUGGAAAUGCGACUGAGGCAUGUGGUGGUCCAAACCGAAUGUCUGUGUAUUCCUCUACUGGAAACAUAACAUUACUCCCUGUUCCUACAUUAAAAACCACAAGCUUGCCAGGACAAUGGGAAUAUCAAGGCUGUUUGGUGGAUUCAACUAAUGGCGUUCGGGUGUUCCCAUAUGAGAUGGACUGGACCACUAACAACACCGUUGAUGCGUGCUUAAACCAGUGUGCUGCCUUUGGGUAUCCCGCAGCUGGCCUUGAAUACGGUGAACAGUGUUUCUGUGGCGACGUCAGUGAUGUCACAGCAAGUGGUGGGACGUAUGUCUCGGAUUCACAGUGUAACGUCGCUUGCUCGGGAGACCCAAUUCACCUGUGUGGAGGACAAAGCAAGCUGUCUACUUACUACUGGAACGGGACGAUGAACUUGUGGAACACCCCUGCGAAUACUGGCUACUAUGAGUUCUUCAUAGGCGGUCUCGUCGUCCCUCUCAUCGCUACUGUUGGCAUCAACAACAAAGUCACCUUCCUGGAGAAGUGGGGCACCUCGGAAUAUAACAAUUCAACUGGCGCGUACGAGUUGGACAUCAGUUUGGUAGACAAUUACCACCUGGCUUGGCGCGAGAUGCAUUUGAAGACGGACGUGUUUUGUUCUGGUAGUAUCAUUCUGCCAGACAAGGGUGCAAGGCAAAUUAAUGUGGGUGGAUGGUCGCUCGAGUCAACUUUCGGUGUGAGAUUGUAUACGCCCGAUGGGAGCCCUGGUGUCAAUGGCACAAAUGACUGGGAAGAGAACGUUGAUGAGCUCACACUCCAGCGUGGCCGAUGGUAUCCUACCGCGAUGAUGAUGCCAAACGGAAGUAUUUUGGUCGUUGGCGGAGAGUCAGGAAGCAAUGCCUCCCCGCAGCCCAGCCUUGAGAUCCUUCCAAAACCACCGGGUGGCGAUACGGUCAUUACGUUGGACUAUCUCCAGCGGACAGAUCCCAACAAUCUCUACCCGUUCCUCUUGGUGAUGCCCAGCGGCCGGUUCUUCAUUGGCUACUACAACGAGGCUCGCGUUCUUGACCCUGUCACCUUCGAUACAGUGACGGUGCUGCCCAACAUGCCGGGUGCCGUGAAUAACUUCCUUGCUGGCCGGACGUACCCGAUGGAAGGCUCUGCGGUGCUUCUUCCGCAGUAUGCGCCGUACACAGAUCCGAUCGAGGUUCUCAUCUGUGGUGGCUCGACCAUCGGAGCCGCCAUUGCGCUGGAUAACUGUAUCACGAUUGCCCCUGAGGUGGAGAACGCGGCGUGGACCUUAGAACGCAUGCCUUCCAAACGGGUAAUGCCUUGCAUGGUGACCCUGCCUGAUGGCACGUAUAUGAUCAUGAACGGCGCCCAUCAAGGUGUUGCUGGCUUUGGCCUUGCAACGGACCCCAAUCUGAGUGCAAUUCUCUACGACCCUUCAAAGCCGGUCGGACAGCGCAUGUCCAUCCUCAACAAUACCAUCGUGGCUCGCUUGUAUCACUCUGAGGCGACCCUGCUGCCUGAUGGGCGUGUUCUGGUGUCUGGUUCAGACCCCCAGACGAACUAUCCCAACGGGUCUUACGUGUACCCAGAGGAGAUGCGCAUUGAGGUUUAUAUCCCGCCAUACCUUAAUCAAGGGUUGCAGCAACCGGAGUUCACCAUCAGUGCCACUGACUGGGCGCUGGGAGGGCAGUACAGUAUUACAGUAACUUUAUUCCAGGGAACGACGAGCAAUAUGCGCAUUUCACUCGUGGCGGCUUCGUCUAGCACGCACGGAAACGUUAUGAGCGGUGGGAGGAUUAUCUUCCCCGACUUUUCGUGCUCUGGGAACACUUGUACCAUCACUGCGCCCCCGAAUGCGUUCGUGUGUCCUCCAGGAUGGCACCAAUUGUUUAUUUUGGACGGUCCGACGCCAUCGCACUCUGCUUGGGUUCGCAUUGGAGGCGACCCUGGAAAGCUAGGGAACUGGCCUGAUUACCCUGACUUCACCACCCCAGGUGUCUAAGUCAACCCCAUUCGUUCUGAUUUAUUUCCUUAAUUAUGGUUGGUUGAACUUUCGAGCUGGACAUGGUUUGAUUGUUAUUUGUUAUUUAUGUAUAAGCCCAGUCUUCGAGUUGAACACAUUCGUUUGCUACAUAUUCGUCAUUUGUGUAGAAUUGGUUAUUAUACCUUUUGGUAGUUGUCCAUAUUAAUUUGAUGUGGUAUGAGAUACAGUGAUGGUACAACACUAAGAUAGUAAUAUCUGAG